CACUUACUGAUUGUCGCACCAUCGUGAUAAAGCUGCAGGACCAGUUUUUUACUCCAUAAUAAAGCGUCGCACAUUGUUACGAGUAUUAAACAAGUACCAAACGAGUCAAAAUGGCAUCAAAGAAGGGUGGAAAGGGAAAGAAAGAGAAGAAGCCAAAGGGGAAGGUCCGGAAAUUCAAUCUUGACCUCUUUGGGAUUCUCACCUUUACCCGGAUAUAUGGGGUCCCCUUCGAAGGCUUCAUCAUGGGGGGUGGGAAGGAGGAUGGGAAAAAGGGGGCCAAGAAGAAACCACCCCCCGCCAAAGGGAAGAAAGGGGCCAAGGGCAAGAAAGUUCAAGAGGUCGCUCCAAAACUUCAGCAGUUUCCUCCUGUCGCUGAAGACCUCGUCAAGGAUGCCAAGAAGAUGCGACGCCUAGUAAAGUUCCAGGACCAGCCGGAUGUGAUCAUUCCAACCACGGACGUUGGUCAUAAGGAGAAGACGACCAGACCCCCGAAACCGUUCGAAGAAGGAGGAUCCAUUAGCGAUGUCAUGUGUGGGAAACGUUACCCACUGCCUCCACGUCCUCAGCCGCAUGGUGGAGUGUAUGGGGACAUGAAAUGUUUAAUGUGCAAAAGUACAGGUGGACUAAUGUCCAAUCCUUACACCAAAAUUAACAAGAAGCUCAGAAAAUUGUUAUACACCGAGUUCGAUAAGGCCAAAUACAUUAUUGAGUGGUUGACUGAACGAAUUACAAACUCGUUCAAAAAAUAUGAAGAUCACUUUGAGCAAAUUUUUGAGGAAAUGGGUCCCGUUCUCGAUGCACUAGACGAAUCCGAGUGGGAUGAUCAUUUUGAAGUUCGAGGAUUGAUUGAUAAAUGGCGUGACUUAAAAAAGAGUCUGGACGUCCUUCGUGCAGAGCUCAAACAGUUUCGUAAAAAUAAAGAGGAAGAAAUCGCGAAGGCUGUUGCGGAAAAAAUGCGAGAGUUUGAAGAGGUCGAACGACAAAUGUUAGCAAUGGAAAAAAAGAUUCAGGAGUCUGUUGAAAGUUUGAAAGACUGGCAGGAACAUGCAGAUACUAAAAUCUCUGGACCAGAAGCUGAAAUUGCUGCAACAAUAGCACUUCUUCAAAAAAUUCGUGAUUCAAUCUUCACUGAACGUGACACGCUUCGCCAACUUUUGGGAUGGGAAAUGUCCGUAGCGACUGAGGACACGGUGGCCGUGAUGGAGGAAGUGAUCCGCCAAGACUUGGACGUCAUUUUGGGAUGGAUGCAUCCUGCCUGGUUUCGCCUCUUCCUUGAGAACAGAAGGAUGCAGGAGGAGCGAGGUCGGCUUCGGAUGGAGAACCAUUUGCUGGAGCUGGAGGUUGAAACGCUGUCUCGCCAGGUGAGUCAGAUGGAGGGGAGUCAGAGGGAGGUCGAGAGCACAAGGACGCACUUUAUCACGCCACCCAACCUCAACGAGAGGGUCGACAAGUUCACCCGAAGGUACUACGGCCCCGACGACCGGGACAAGAUCCUCCUCCAAGACUACCCCACCACUAAACUCAUCCACGAGUAAAUUAGGACUCUUACUACCCAAAAUUCCAUGCAAACAAUUUGUUCAAAUUCACUGUGAUUCAAAUUCCCUCAAUAAUUGCAGCAAUAACAUUAAAGUAACAGACUGACUCCUAUUCGAUUAAA
Folsomia candida is the source of this 1657-nucleotide messenger RNA. RefSeq lists its product as uncharacterized. The record is from RefSeq and is a predicted model, not a curated record. NCBI's taxonomy places the organism in Eukaryota, Metazoa, Arthropoda, Collembola, Entomobryomorpha, Isotomidae. The coding region runs from base 111 to 1535 and encodes 474 amino acids. The transcript is spliced from 8 exons.